AACGUCAUAGGUGCUAACUUCAGAGUUAGCAUCAUAACCUAACCAAAUGUCGAUCGUUGUCUGCGUUUUAGUUUUCUAAUUCUUUGAUUAUUUAUUUCUGGCUGGCUUUUUGGUUUAUUAUUCUUAUUCUUGUAGAUAAAACUUCCUAUUGAAGUAACGAUGCCUAAUAGUAUGAAAGAUGAAUCUGAAGCAGAAGGUGAUGAAAUGUCACACGUUAGCAAUGACAGUAAUGCCACUUCUUCAUCAUCGGAAAGUAGUGAAGAACACAGUGAUAGUGAUGACUCCUCUGAAAUGGAUGAAGAUGAGUGUGAGAAGCGAAGAGUUGAAUGCUUACACAACCUUGAUGAUUUAGAAAAACAGUUUAAUCACUUGAGGGAAAAGAUAUACGAAGAAAAAAUGGCCCAAGUAGACAAAAAUUUGAUUGAAAUAAGAGGAGAAACGUCAGAGGAAUAUUUAAAACAUGUAGAGCGUUUAAGAGAUACUAUGAAAACUAAGGAACAAGUAGCUAAAGUUUUAAAAGAUUUUCGUUUAAAAAAUAUUCAGCAUUUAUACUCAUCUGAAGAGUUAGCAGCUGCUCAAAAUUUAGCAAGCGAAAAAGGACUUUUAUAUGAUGAUAUUCACAGUGAUCUUCAAGAAAAGAUACAUAGACUGGAAGAAGAUAGAAACAGUAGCGAUAUUCACACUGAUUUGUGGCUCUACUCCAAUGGUCGAAGAAGAAAAAGUCGAUCUCAAAGAAAAAGAGCAGUAUCUGUUACUGGACCAUACAUCGUUUACAUGCUGAAUGAUGCAGAAAUAUUAGAAGAUUGGGCCCUCAUUAAAAAAAGUUUGACAACAUUUAAAACUGAAAUUAUUUAAAAAGGUUAGUCACUUGCAUGUUUUGAAGGUCUACAAUUUAAUAUAUGCAAUAUCAAGUCCUGUUAUUUUAAACUAUUAUAUCAUAUUAAAACCACAUAAUGAAAACAGUAGACCAUACAAAAUUGUACUUAAAAUUGUAAUAAUUUUUAUAAAUUAUACUUAUUAAAUUAUGAUUGAUUUUGUCUUAGAAAAAAAAAUACGUCGAUUAUAAUUAUAGAACGAGUUUUUUUGAUAACUGUACAUAAAUGAAACAUGUAUAAUACUGUAAUAUAAGAUAUGAAUAAAAUGAUAAUUUACUUUAUAUUUGUAAGGAUAACAGACUGAGCUUCGUGAUAAUAUAAGAUUACUAUUUAGAAUUAUAAAAAUGCGCUCACACUAGGUCUUAUUCUUUCAUUCAUUAUCUUUGCAAAUUAAUAAAAUAAAUUAUCAGAGUGAGAGCUAUAAUUUUUACAUAUUAGAAAUACUUUAAAGAUUGUAGUGUAUCUUAAACAUAAGGGUGUGACUGAAAAUUCAUUGAUACUAAGUAAAGGAAUGUUUCCAUUCAUACUUGUAUAAAAUGUGUAAAACUUAAAAAAAAAUUGUAUAUAUAUAACAAGCUAUCAUAUGACUCACAAUUCAAAUAAAAAAAAAAUUAAUAAGUUACAAAUUUUGAUAUAAGUUUCUAAUAUAAUUACUAUUAUUAUUAUUAUCAUAAAGAAUAUACAAUCUUAAGUAAAGCGGCAUUGUUAAUAUUAAAAUUGAUCGAUUGUUUCAUGAAUAAGAUUCAAAUUUUUUAUUCUGGAAAGUUUGUCUGAAGGUUGUCUAAUAUUUUAUAGGUAGUAAUAUGUUUAUAAAAAUAUAAUUAAUCCCUACACUCUGUAAAUACCUAAUAUGUAAGAUGUAUUUUGUAGAAAUUUCUAUAAAUUUGGAAUAGUGUAAUAAAAAUCUACAUCGAUAA
This is a messenger RNA of Nasonia vitripennis (jewel wasp), 1792 nucleotides long. It is a transcript of the gene Brms1, whose product is annotated as breast cancer metastasis-suppressor 1-like protein. The record is from RefSeq and is a predicted model, not a curated record. The transcript has 3 exons. Gene Ontology annotation, molecular function: histone deacetylase binding. NCBI's taxonomy places the organism in Eukaryota, Metazoa, Arthropoda, Insecta, Hymenoptera, Pteromalidae. Gene Ontology annotation, cellular component: Sin3-type complex. Gene Ontology annotation, biological process: negative regulation of transcription by RNA polymerase II. The coding region runs from base 160 to 855 and encodes 231 amino acids.